Microthlaspi erraticum is the source of this 3288-nucleotide messenger RNA. NCBI's taxonomy places the organism in Eukaryota, Viridiplantae, Streptophyta, Magnoliopsida, Brassicales, Brassicaceae. The record is from the annotation of a GenBank genome assembly.
AUGACCUUGUUAGUGGGCGGUUUUGAGUCCCACGUUUUAUUCGACUCUGGAGCAUCGAAUUGCUUCAUUACACCGGAGCGUGCCGAGAAGAGUGGCAUCCGGAGUAGCGCGGGCGAGAGCGCGGGCAUGGUCAAGGUGGCGGGAGGUGGAUUCUUGUCUACUUUGGGCCGUGCUAGAGGAGUCGAGAUCGAGAUUGCGGGGCAGUCAAUGCCAGCAGACUUAGUCAUCAGUCCGGUGGAGCUGUAUGACGUUAUUCUCGGGAUGGACUGGUUGUCACACUACAGAGUUCAUCUGGAUUGCUACAGAGGUAGAGUGGUCUUCGAGCGAGAUGCAGGGAGGUUGGUUUAUCAGGGAGUGAGACCGACUUCCGGGAGUAUUGUGAUAUCUGCUAUUCAGGCCGAGCAGUUGUUAGUGCGGGGCUGUGAGGCGUAUCUGGCGACGAUUUCUAUGUCUGAGUCAGGAGCUGGAGUUGUUAUGGGAGAUAUUGAGGUUGUCCAGGAUUUUGAGGAUGUCUUUCAGUCACUGAAGGGAUUACCACCAUCUCGGUCUGAUCCUUUCACGAUUGAGUUAGAGCCGGGGACAGCACCAAUAUCGAAGACGCCUUACAGGAUGGCGCCAGCUGAGUUGGCAGAGCUGAAGAAGCAGAUAGAGGACCUUUUGUCUAAGGGGUUCAUUCGACCAAGUGUUUCACCGUGGGGAGCACCGGUGUUGUUUGUGAAGAAGAAGGAUGGCAGUUUCAGACUUUGUAUUGAUUACAGAGGUCUUAACCGAGUCACUGUGAAGAACAGGUACCCACUCCCGAGGAUUGAUGAGUUACUGGAUCAGUUGAGGGGUGCUACUUGGUUCUCCAAGAUUGACUUGGCAUCGGGGUAUCAUCAGAUCCCGAUAGAUGAGGCAGAUGUCAGGAAGACUGCUUUCAGGACGCGUUAUGGGCAUUUUGAGUUUGUGGUUAUGCCUUUCGGUUUGACUAACGCGCCGGCAGCCUUCAUGAGAUUGAUGAACGACGUGUUCAGGGAGUAUUUGGAUGUGUUCGUCAUCAUUUUCAUUGAUGAUAUUCUGGUAUACUCGAGGAGUCAGGAGGAGCAUGCGACUCACUUGAGGUUGGUUCUGGAGAAACUUCGGGAGCAGAAGCUUUUCGCUAAGUUGAGCAAGUGCAGUUUCUGGCAGCGAGAGAUGGGAUUUCUUGGCCACAUUGUUUCUGCAGAGGGAGUUUCUGUGGAUCCGGCUAAGAUUGAGGCUAUCAGAGAUUGGCCUAGACCUAGUAGUGCCACCGAGAUCAGGAGUUUUCUGGGUUUGGCAGGAUACUACAGGAGGUUCGUCAAGGGGUUUGCUACCAUGGCGCAGCCGAUGACGAAGUUGACCGGGAAGGAUGUCCCUUUUGUUUGGUCAGCUGAGUGUGAGGAGAGCUUUAGUCAGCUCAAGGAGAUGUUGACUACUACACCAGUGUUGGCGUUACCCGAGCCAGGGAAGCCUUACAUGGUGUAUACAGAUGCUUCAGGCAUUGGUCUUGGUUGUGUGCUGAUGCAGGAGGGCAGAGUGAUAGCAUAUGCUUCGAGACAGUGGCAGGGCAGUGAGCGUAACCGUCCUACACAUGACUUAGAGUUGGGAGCAGUGAUCUUCGCGUUGAAGAUUUGGAGGUCUUACUUGCUAGACGCGCUGGUUGAGUUCUUGGCGGAUUAUCAGGUGAGCAUUAACUACCAUCCGGGCAAGGCUAACCUAGUGGCGGACGCGUUGAGUAGACGGAGGUAUGAUUCCGCAGUUGAGCGAGAUGUGGAGUCUCUAGUUGGCGAGAUCAGUACCUUGCGUUUGUGUGCCAUUUCGCAGGAGCCUUUGGGUUUGGAGGCAGUGGAUCAGGCGGAUCUACUUAGCAGGAUCAGAGUUGCUCAGCAGAGUGAUCAGAGUUUGCUGGAUGCGACUAGAGUGACUGGUUCUGAGUAUGAGGUCUCUGCGAAUGGGACUAUCUUGGUUCGUGGGCGAGUUUGUGUGCCUAAGGAUGUGGAGUUGAGACAUCAGAUUUUGGGAGAGGCUCACGCGAGCAAGUUUUCCAUUCAUCCAGGAGCGACCAAGAUGUACCAUGACCUCAAGAGGUACUAUCAUUGGGUCGGGAUGAAGAGGGAUGUAGCAGACUGGGUUGCGAAGUGCAACACUUGUGCCUUGGUGAAGGCAGAGCAUCAGGUUCCGGGUGGUCUUUUGCAGAGUUUACCCAUUCCCGAGUGGAAGUGGGAUAGGAUUACGAUGGAUUUCGUGGUUGGACUACCUGUUUCAAGGACUUUCGAUGCUAUCUGGGUGAUUGUGGAUCGGUUGACUAAGUCUGCACAUUUCUUGGCCAUCAAGAAGACAGAUGGAGCUGCUGUCUUGGCUAGGAAGUUUGUGCGAGAGAUUGUGAGGCUGCAUGGAGUGCCAGCUAGUAUUGUGUCAGACCGUGAUCCCAGAUUCACUUCAGAGUUUUGGAGGGCGUUUCAGGCAGAGAUGGGCACUAAGGUGCAUCUGAGUACAGCUUAUCAUCCGCAGACAGAUGGUCAGUCAGAGAGGACUAUUCAGACUUUGGAGGAUUUGCUGAGGAUGUGUGUGUUGGAUUGGGGUGGCCAUUGGGCAGAUCACCUAAGCUUAGUUGAGUUUGCAUACAACAACAGCUUUCAGGCGAGUAUUGGCAUGGCUCCAUUCGAGGCUUUGUAUGGGAGGCCAUGUAGGACACCCCUAUGCUGGACCCAAGUGGGGGAGCGCAGCAUGUAUGGAGCUACUUAUGUUCAGGAGACGACAGAGAAGGUUCGUGUUGUGAGGCUGAACAUGAAGGAGGCUCAGGAUAGGCAGAAGAGUUAUGCAGAUAGACGCAGACGAGAGCUUGAGUUUCAGGUUGGAGAUAGAGUUUAUCUCAAGAUGGCUAUGUUGAGGGGUCCUAACAGAUCCAUAGCAGAGAACAAGCUGAGUCCGCGAUUUAUGGGUCCGUUUCCAGUAGUGGAGCGAGUUGGGCCAUUAGCUUACAGGCUGGAGUUGCCUGAGAUUAUGAAAGCCUUUCACAAGGUUUUUCAUGUGUCGAUGCUGAGGAAGUGUCUUCAUCCUACAGAGGAGUUAGUGGCUAGGAUUCCAGAGGAUCUUCAGCCAGAUUUGACCGUGCCGGCAGUGCCUAUGAGGAUUUUAGAGAGGAGGGAAAAGGUUCUGAGGAACAAGAGGAUUCCCUUACUUAGGAUUUUGUGGGAUUGCAGUGGUUCUACAGAGGAGACUUGGGAGCCAGAGGCAAAGAUGAAGUUGAAGUUCAGGAAGUGGUUCGACAAGCAGGUCGAGGAGUGA